Messenger RNA from Phragmites australis (common reed), 1241 nucleotides. RefSeq names its product protein EXORDIUM-like 2. The record is from RefSeq and is a predicted model, not a curated record. The transcript has a single exon. Lineage: Eukaryota; Viridiplantae; Streptophyta; Magnoliopsida; Poales; Poaceae. Bases 82 to 1038 code for a protein of 318 amino acids.
CAUCGAUCGCAACGACGUGCACACCAGUUUCAACAAACGCACAGCUCGACGCCUCAUCGAUCUCGGUCACCUCGCGCAGCCAUGGACGAGCGCAGGAAGCCGGCGUUCGUGCCGCUGCUCUGCCUAGCCCUCGCCGUCCUGCUGAGCGAGGCGCCGCCGCGGUGUGCGGCGUUCAACCCGCGCAUGCUGUUCCUGGUGAAGCCCGACCCGAUCGUGCUGCAGGACCACCGCGGCGCGCUGCUCACGGGGAACCUCACCGUCAACCUGCUCUUCUACGGCCGCUUCGCCCCGGCGCAGCGCGCGAUCGUCGCCGACUUCGUCCGGUCCGUCUCGGCGUCAGCGCCGCACCCGCAACCGGGCGCGGCGCCGUCCGUGGCGUCGUGGUGGCGCACCACCACGCUGUACCGCGGCGGCGGCGCGCGGCUGAGGCUCGGCAGGCAGAUCCUGGACGAGCGCAUGUCGCUGGGCCGGUCACUCUCUCUGGACAACGUCACGGAGCUGGCGAGGGCCGCUGGGCACCACCGCGGUGCCAUCACAGCCGUGCUCACCGCGGCCGACGUCCUCGUGGCACCGUUCUGCAUGUCGCGGUGCGGCGUCCACAACCACGCCAGAGGGGGCGCGCACGGCAUGGCGCGGUACACCUACCUGUGGGCUGGGAACCCGGCGCAGCAGUGCCCGGGCCAGUGCGCGUGGCCGUUCCACCAGCCGCUGCACGGCCCGCAGACCCCGCCGCUCGUGGCGCCCAACGGCGACGUGGGCGCGGACGGCAUGGUCAUCAGCCUCGCCGCGCUCCUCGCCGGCACGGUGACCAACCCGUACGGGGACGGUUACUACCAGGGCGAGACCGGCGCCGGGCUGGAGGCCGCCACGGCGUGCGCCGGCAUCUUCGGGAGCGGGGCCUACCCCGGCUAUCCCGGGAAGUUGCUCACAGACCCCGUCACCGGCGCGAGCUACAACGCCGUCGGGCUCGGCGGGAGGAAGUACCUGCUCCCUGCGAUGUGGGACCCGACGACCUCGCUGUGCAAGACGCUUGUGUAGACGUGGUGGGAGUGACGCGCGCAGCGCGGGGAGAAGGCAAAAUGGAUGGUCUAGCUUCACGAGGGGACGAAAAAUAAAUGGCUCAUUUAUUUUCAUUCCUUGUUCACUUGUUGCAUGUGCUUGUUGUAGUUUGCUCUCCGAGGAGAGACUGUAUGAUGCAUUGUAGGACGUUUGUGUCAAUGGAUUUGCAUGUUAUUUUUCAA